This is a messenger RNA of Cyphomyrmex costatus, 2767 nucleotides long. RefSeq lists its product as uncharacterized. Gene Ontology annotation, cellular component: plasma membrane. The coding region runs from base 1 to 1566 and encodes 521 amino acids. Lineage: Eukaryota; Metazoa; Arthropoda; Insecta; Hymenoptera; Formicidae. The record is from RefSeq and is a predicted model, not a curated record. Gene Ontology annotation, biological process: protein localization to plasma membrane. The transcript is spliced from 2 exons.
AUGAUCACCGAUGAAGAACUUACACGGAGAAUGGAUGAUAUCUCUAAGAGUUUUUCGACCAAUGUUUUGUACUCCUCGACACUGCAGGAUAAGAUCCAGGAUAAGACCUUGGAUAAGAUAGCGAUGAUUAUCAGAAACGCAACAAGAAAACAAUUACAAUCUCGCCAUCCUCGCAUGCUUAUCACGUGUCUAUUAAGAAUCUUGCUGUACUACGAGAACGUGUUGCAUACGGAUGGGUUUUGCGACUGGAAGCGUCGACGUAAGUUUAAAAUCACCCGAGAAUGCUAUCACGCUUUACUGAAAAGCUACCUACCGGAAAGAUCGCGGGAGGUCGUGGAGACGAUCGUUGAAGCCAUCUAUCAUGAGCGACUCUGGAAAUUCGAGACCUUCUGCUUUGAAGUAAUGUACAGUCUGCUAGACAUCAGUCCUGUCAUUGCUGGACUGAUUAUCCAUGCAAUUUGGAAUAAAUUGACAUUGCCAGAAAUUGGCAUUGAAGAUGCUCGUGGUAUUAUUAGGAUAUUGUACGAGCUUCUGGACGUGUACGUGUGGCCGGCAACGCAAGAUACAGUAGCGACAGUAGAAAGAAUGCUUGGACUCUUCCAUGCCAGUAUAAUCGCACGAUUAACGACGAUCUCCUCUUCUUUAACAUCCUCACCACCGUCAUCGCCAUCGGCGCUUGCAAGCCUCAAGAAGGGUUUAGAAGUUUGUCUAAGAAAUACUAUGAAACAUCUGCCAAAUAAUCAGAUGCUAGUGGUCGUGCAGCACAUGUGCUCAUGGACAGUGGCCGCAGGUACAACUGACGAAUUCGUUCUGGAAUUUGCCAGUACACUGGAAUUCGCUGCUUAUAUGCACCAGGCGGGUCUCUACGAGCAGACUCUCACACCGACAAUCUUUCCGCUGCUGAUGCGAAUGGUGGGCUCGUCCAGUCGGCUCAUCAGCCUACUAGGCAAUCGAGUGCUGCAGUACUUGAUGGAUCGCCAAGACAAUCGAGCGAUCUUCGACACUCCCAAGAUCUUUUUCGAGCACACGCGUCUUGAUCUGCACGUCAUACAGUGUCACAAAGAAGAUCGGUUGUUCUUUAAGUUGCACCGCGAAUUGCUACACGAUAGCCUGCUAAAGAGCCUAAUAAGCCACUCGGACUCACGGAUGAAUCUUGAGGUGACGUAUUGCACGGUAUGCCUGAUCGCUGUUGAAGUACCCUGUGGCUUCACAGCUGCUGCUCUGGUCUGUCUCGCAAUGAAUCUACAGGAGAUCAUCCUGCAACAGCAGAACUAUCGCAUGGAAGUAGCUUGCCACAUACAUGCUACGAUUAUCUCUAUUAUGUCUCUCAUCUGCUGGAUUCACAAGGCUAAAGCUUUCUAUAGCUACGUAAACAGAAUUGUGAUGGAAAGGGCGCAAUGGGCGCCGCAUCUGAAUCCUCCCAUUCAAUCCCAAUACAACUUUGCAUUACACCACGUUCUUUGGAACAAGCCGGAACUACUCUUCGUCGACUGGGAGGUGCGCUAUGGUCUCUGGAAAUGCUUCCGUCUCAUCAACAGCCACAAAAGCGUCUCGUUAAUAACCUGAUCCUACAUUGAAUUAUGAUUUCUGAAAUGAAUCAGGAUUUCACAGAUUUAUUUCUGAGAUUACUUUAUUGUAUUUCAAAUUAAAGAAGAUUCAAGAAAACAGAGAUUUUACGAAAUCAAGAGACCAUGAGAUCAUGCGGGACACUUCUGUAUUUAACAACUGAAGGCAGAAUGAAUAAUUAUAAUUCCGUAUAAAGAGCAAAAUCAAGAUCUAUAAACUAUAGUGAAGCUAAUAGAAAAACAAGAAGACACGAGUAAGACAAAGCAACUACUACGCACAACAGAAAUGACUGCACUAACAACAAUAAUUGAGAAAACAAGGAUGGAUAGAAUAAGAAAUGAGACAGUGAGAGAACAAAGUGGCAUUACUGACAUUGUCAAGUUCUGCAAAAGGAAAAGAAAGGAAUGGUACGAUCACAUAACAAGAAAACCAACAAAUAAAGAUAUAUAAGCAAGGGAACUUACAUCAUAGGGAAAAAGACAACCAUCAGGAAGAUUACCGAAGAAAUUGAUAUUGACUCAACGCUUGCAAAACUUAUUUUUCUAAAACUAUUUUAAAAUAAUUAUUUUAAAGAUUCAAAUAUUUUUGGCGCCCCCGUUUCAUGACGCCCCGCUUGUCUAAAACCGGCCUUGGAUCAAUGUACUGUUUUUGAGAUAAUCUACGUGGAAAGUCGUAGGAAAUCAUCGCACGAAAAUUUUCACGAGUUAAUUACAUGUUUUUACUGAAAUGAAAUUUUCAAGUCACUGUAAACAACACAAAUAGCGUCCGUAUUACAAAAAUAGUACAAAACAUUCUGAGUACAUAUACCGUCAAAAAUGUUAAACUUUACGAUGGAUAUGUCAGGUGGCGCCCUAGUAACACCAGUGUUGCCAAUUCCGGAUAUAUAAAAAUAGCAACCCUCGUGUGUGUAUAUAUAUAUAUAUAAUCAUUUAAUCUUUACUUCAUAAAGUACCCUUACAUACGUGUCGAGCGUCAUGGACUUGCUAUUCAACAAUUUUGAUCAUAUGACUUGUUUUUAGCGAAUAAUAAGCUCACAAUGCUCGAUGCUUGACACUCCUAUGCAAUGGUACCUUUACAUCAAGUUUAUUGUUGGUUUCGGCGCCAUUGCGCGAGAUUGCACGCGUCGCUCAGCGUCGCCAUCUCGGAGCGCAAUGAAGAUCGCAUGAUUUAUGGCGCACUGCUUUUGUAAUUUACGCACAUC